This is a messenger RNA of Symbiodinium natans, 1221 nucleotides long. NCBI's taxonomy places the organism in Eukaryota, Dinophyceae, Suessiales, Symbiodiniaceae. The record is from the annotation of a GenBank genome assembly.
AUGGCUGAAUGCCGAGGCACAGAUGCGCAAGUGCUGAAUAUGACGCAGGCUCGAGCGAAGGCAAUGCUCAUGGAGCUGCUUGGUGAGUACUCUGCCAAGAGCUUCCAGAGCAAGUUGGGUGACCUCUUGCAGAAGGAAGCCCAGCAUGGCGAAGUUUGCGACGAAUCGCCAGGCCGCUGGGCAUUAGCCGAGGAGUGCCACGCCGACAUUUUUGCUCGAUACGGCUUCAAGUCCGGAACUGGUGUGGAGCGCCUCCGGCCCAUCGUAUUGAUCUCCAAGAAGUUUCCAGACCUUGAGGAAAAAGUGCAGAAGCUCUGGAAGCUCUUGGCCUUGAAGUCUUCGGUAACGGAACUCUUUACUAAGGUUGAAGAGCCCCAAGAAAUUUCAGGUUCAUCGCUGCCAGCAAAGAGGGUUCCGUCGAAGGCAAGAGCCUUGGCUUUGCAAGCGGAGAUCCUUGCUGCAUUCUCCGCACCUUCUUUCCAGAAAAAGUUGGGCGAGAUUUCAAGAAGGCAUGUCGCAAACUUGCACGACGAAGCCUGCAAAGCAGAGCUGGAUGCAAUGAUGGAAAAGACGAAGCUCGAGAUCGUGCCACGGUACGGGUACGAGGCAUCCCCAAAGGGCCUCAAGGACCUGGAGGAGGACAUGCAGCAGUUUGACAAUGAUCCUGACAUAUUUGUCAAUGCCGUGGCCAUCGAAGAGGCACUCUUCCCGUAUGCUCAAACCAGCCGACCUUUCGUGAUGGACAAGGCGGUGCUUGGCCGAACAGGAUCUAAGCCCACUACGGCUUUCACAGUUGCAAAAUUGUUGCGCAAGCAGCUGGCUGCGUUCAGUAGCCCCAGCUUUCAGAAUGCGAUUUCUGGUCUGAAGCGCAGUGCCGAUGUGGAGCAGGCAUGUGAAGGAUACUACCACUUAAAGGGUCGAGCCGAGCUGGCCCUGCCAGUACAGCGCCGCAUUUUGCCCCAGUAUGGUUUUCAAGGAUCCCGAGCUGGUGUGCUUGAUAUGGUCAGCCACUGCUCGAAAUUCAUCAAGGAUCCAGAAGUCUCGCGCCUCUUCGAUGCCAUCAACUUGAAGUUGGGAAUGACGCCCAGAGCCUGUGCUCGCUUUCGUGACACUGCCUGCUCAUUUCCAUCAUCAGAGCGACCAGACCGUUCAAACCGUCCAGAGCCCGCGCAAACGGUGGAACUCAGCUUCGCAAGCUUCACUGCCGGCAGCAAGAAGUGA